AUGGGUAUCUCCAGAGAUUCUAUGCACAAAAGGCGUGCCACUGGUGGCAAGAAGAAGGCCUGGAGGAAGAAGAGAAAGUACGAGCUUGGUCGCCAGCCUGCUAACACUAAGCUGUCGAGCAACAAGACAAUCAGGAGGAUCCGUGUUAGGGGUGGCAAUGUGAAGUGGAGAGCAUUGAGAUUGGAUACUGGAAAUUACUCUUGGGGAAGUGAAGCUGUAACUCGCAAGAGUCGUAUACUUGAUGUGGUAUACAAUGCCUCAAACAAUGAGCUUGUGCGUACUCAGACCCUUGUCAAAAGUGCCAUAGUGCAGGUUGAUGCUGCUCCAUUCAAACAGUGGUAUCUUCAGCACUAUGGUGUUGACAUUGGUAGGAAGAAGAAGACAGCUGCCAAGAAGGACUCUGCAGAGGAGAGUGAAGCUGCUCCAGCAGAAGAUGCCAAAAAGAGUAACCAUGUGCAACGAAAACUUGAGAAGCGCCAAAAGGAUCGCACACUUGAUCCUCACAUUGAGGAGCAGUUUGGUGGUGGGCGUUUGCUUGCUUGCAUUUCCUCUCGACCUGGUCAAUGUGGCAGGGCUGAUGGCUACAUUCUGGAAGGUAAAGAGUUGGAAUUUUACAUGAAGAAACUCCAGAGGAAGAAGGGAAAAGGCGCUGCUUGA
Molecule: messenger RNA, 657 nt
Organism: Sphenostylis stenocarpa
Lineage: Eukaryota; Viridiplantae; Streptophyta; Magnoliopsida; Fabales; Fabaceae
Source: the annotation of a GenBank genome assembly